This is a messenger RNA of Aspergillus ibericus CBS 121593, 1101 nucleotides long. RefSeq names its product SRPBCC domain-containing protein. The transcript is spliced from 3 exons. The coding region runs from base 204 to 647 and encodes 147 amino acids. The record is from RefSeq and is a predicted model, not a curated record. NCBI's taxonomy places the organism in Eukaryota, Fungi, Ascomycota, Eurotiomycetes, Eurotiales, Aspergillaceae.
GAUUAGGCACUGCUCUUUGUCCGGGGUCAAUUCAUCGGUCUCUGAUUGGCAAGGUCCCGUAUCUUGGCAAGGCUGUGCGAGUCUGACUCUCUACAGCUGCUGUAUAAAGUCGUGCUUAUUCUCUGCUCCAGAGUUUUACUGUUUCUGAAUUCUAACAUAUUCGAGGCUCGAUCAAAGACCAAGAACUCAGCCAGGAUAACAAGAUGAUUGAAAACCAGGUCGAAAUUGCCGCCUCGCCAGCACAAGUACGAGAAGCCCUCCUCGACUUCUCCAAGUACCCAGAGUGGCACACUAGUUUUAUCAAGCUACUUCAACCAGAAGAUGAGACCAAGUCCUUGCGAUCCCUACAGCCAGGAGAUAAGAUCAAAUGCGAUAUUGACGGUAUGAAGUUUACUGCCGAGAUUAAGGAGAAUUCAGAUUCGCUAUUUCAAUGGCAAGGACCCCCGGUCUUUGGCUUAAUUGCCGGUCUCCACAGCUUUCACAUGGAACCGGCCAACAACGGCUCCUCGACGAUCUUUAAACAGACAGAGAAGUUUUCUGGACCUAUUUCGUUCUUGAUGGGACCCUCGCUGUUGGGGAGGAAGAUGCUAGGCCAGUUUGGCCAAUUCAAUCAGGAUCUGAAGGACCGUGCUGAAGCAUUGAAGUGAUAUGGCUGUUACGACGACAACCUACGUUGGGAUAUGGUUUGGGCAUUCUCGAGGUUCAGUGACUUCAUCAUUACGUGCGUCAUCGAUUAUAAUAGUGUUCUUAAGAUCAGGGUCAACUCGAGCCAACCCAAUAUGACUAUCGAAUAUUCCCGACAGAUACGGGGGUAGCUGGAUUUCGACUGCCAAGAAGCAUUGAAAGAUUGCACCUUCUAUGUGGCAUGCAUUGCAUAACUCGAGAGCAAUUGAUGAAUAACAUGCUCAAGCCCAGGAGGAUCUACUAUCAGCCACUCAUCCACUCCUACCUGAGCGGGGCGUUCCAGUGUCCAGGGUCUGAUUUGCAAACAACCUUCUCCGCGUACACUGUCCACUUCGAUGUGAACAGAGCCCCUCGAGAACUUAAUCGGCGAUUAAGCCAAGCACACGUUCGUACAUAUUAGGAAGCAGAGUGCUGAUG